This is a messenger RNA of Myzus persicae (green peach aphid), 1175 nucleotides long. RefSeq lists its product as uncharacterized. The record is from RefSeq and is a predicted model, not a curated record. Lineage: Eukaryota; Metazoa; Arthropoda; Insecta; Hemiptera; Aphididae. The transcript has 2 exons. Bases 43 to 669 code for a protein of 208 amino acids.
AAAGGUUUUAAAAAACCAUUAUAUAAAGAUGAUGUGAAAAGAAUGCAGUGUAUAAUGAUACCUUUAGUGGAGUAUUUACUCAACCUUACAGAUAUCAAGGGAGUACCAAUUUAUCUGACUCCACGUAAAACCUUUAUUAUUGGGUUUGCAAUAGCAGUUAAAGCAAUGUUCAGCUUAGCAGAUGAAAUUUUUCAAAUUACCCAGUAUAAAUACAUUUUAACUUACAAAUUUUCCCAAGACCAUCUGGAAAUGUUUUUUUCAAAAAUCAGACAACGUUUUGGAAAUAAUAACUAUCCAAAUGCCCUUGAAUUAAAAACUGCUAUGAAACAAAUCCUGCUGAAGAACUCCAUAACAUCAUCAUAUGCUGCUAAUUGUAUAGCUUUGGACAACACGGGCACAGAAAUCGUGUUUGAAAUACGUUGGGCAAAGAAAAAAGUUGAAAGUUUGGAAGAAGAGGAAGAAAUACCAGAUUUAUUCCCCAGUAUGAACAAUACAUUUGAUAUUGUUAAAGACAACAUUUUGUAUUAUAUUUCUGGGUUUAUUGUUAGAUGUUUGUUAAAAAAAGUUGAUUGUCAAACAUGUGCUAAUAGUAUGUUGGAAACAUUAUCUGAACACAAUUAUAACCAUAAAUAUUCUCACUCUAUAUUAGUUAAUGUCAAAAAUAGAUGAGGGUUGAUUAAAAGUUCAAUUAAUGUAAUUAAAAUAGUUAGAUUUAUUGAAAAUACUUUAAUUCAAUUUACUUUAGGUCUUAGUUCAUUAAAUAUACCAGGUUUAAGUAACAAAAUUAUUCUUGCUGUAAAAAAUCAUGUAUAUAGUAGUAAUAUUUUUAAAGAUCUAAAUUGUGACAAUGAUGGUUUUUUAGAAAACCAUAGAUUAUAUUUGGUAACCUUAAUUUCUAAACAAUAUUUAAAAAUUAGAUUACAUCACUUGUCUAAUUUAAAAACAAUUUGUAAUGUCAGUAAACGACGUUUACUUACUAAAUUAAUUAUUUUUAAUCACCAGUAGUUACUUAUUAAACUCUUAUAUUGCUUGUAAACUUGUAUUAUUUUAUUACCUUAUUUUAUCGCUAUAUAUUAAAAUUUAACACAAUAUCAAAAUUGUAUGAAUCUUGUUGAAAAUCAUAAAAUCGAUUUCAUUGAUAAAUCAAACCUACGUGAAUAAUACCUACUUUUUUA